AUGAGCCGGAGCGACGUGUCCUUGCCUUUCCUCCCAGGACCCGAGCGCUGGCAUGAAAACUACCCCAUGGCCAAGGGAGACAAGCAGUCACCCAUUGAGAUCAACAGCAAAGACGUGCAGCACGACACUUCUCUCCUCCCUUGGCACACCAGUUACGAUCCCGGGGCAGCGAAAACCAUCCUGAACAACGGGCGCACCUGCCGCGUCGUCUUCGAUGACAGUUUUGAUCGAUCAGUGCUGAGAGGUGGGCCGCUCACAGGAGCCUACAGGCUGCGUCAGCUUCAUUUGCAUUGGGGUUCCUCUGAUGACCAUGGCUCUGAGCAUGUUAUAGAUGGGGUGAAAUAUGCAGCAGAGUUACAUAUGGUGCACUGGAAUCCAAAACAUGGUAAUUUUGCUGGAGCUUUGAAACAACCUGAUGGUGUGGCUGUUGUGGGCAUUUUUCUGAAAAUUGGAAACAAUCCCAAACCAGAGAUUAAGAGAAUUCUUGAAGAAAUUGAUAACAUUAAGACCAAGGGGAAAGAGGCUCCUUUUCAGCACUUUGAUCCUUCAAUCCUUUUCCCCAAAUCUCGGGACUACUGGACCUACCAUGGUUCGUUCACUACACCCCCCUGUGAGGAGUGCAUCACUUGGAUUCUCUUGAGGGAGCCGAUUGAAGUCAGCUCAGACCAGAUGGCGAAGCUCCGUAGCCUUUCCAAGAAUGACGAGAACGAACCUGUGACCCCACUGGUUGAUAACUGGCGCCCACCUCAGCCUGUGAAGGGCAGGAUAGUGAGAGCCUCGUUCAAGUGA
This is a messenger RNA of Fulmarus glacialis (Northern fulmar), 789 nucleotides long. RefSeq names its product carbonic anhydrase III, muscle specific (gene CA3). The transcript has 6 exons. Gene Ontology annotation, cellular component: cytoplasm. The record is from RefSeq and is a predicted model, not a curated record. Gene Ontology annotation, molecular function: carbonate dehydratase activity; zinc ion binding. Lineage: Eukaryota; Metazoa; Chordata; Aves; Procellariiformes; Procellariidae. Bases 1 to 789 code for a protein of 262 amino acids.